Fundulus heteroclitus (mummichog) is the source of this 4136-nucleotide messenger RNA. RefSeq names its product inactive carboxypeptidase-like protein X2 (gene aebp1b). Bases 225 to 3863 code for a protein of 1212 amino acids. The record is from RefSeq and is a predicted model, not a curated record. Lineage: Eukaryota; Metazoa; Chordata; Actinopteri; Cyprinodontiformes; Fundulidae. Gene Ontology annotation, biological process: negative regulation of transcription by RNA polymerase II; proteolysis. The transcript has 22 exons. Gene Ontology annotation, molecular function: DNA-binding transcription repressor activity, RNA polymerase II-specific; metallocarboxypeptidase activity; RNA polymerase II transcription regulatory region sequence-specific DNA binding.
UCUCCCCCCCCCUCCGCCGCUGUCUGGCCCAGGCUCAGCCCAGAUGACAUGACACGCUGUGGAUGUGGGUACGUGUGGAGCUGAAGGAGGAGACCUCCCUGCUGGAGUAGAAGUUUGGAACGCAUUGAGAAGAGGCUGAGAGAGGAAGCUUCUGCAGGUUAAAGAGGAGCGAGCGGACAAAAGAGACGUACAAACUCCAAAACCAAAGGGAUUUUGCGGCAGACAUGGAAAGGCCCGCCGCGACCGUGUCCGUGGCUCUGCUGGCCCUUUGCUUCCUGCUGGUUCCCAGAGGAGAGGGCGCCGGGGGAAUGUUGUCUCGCGUGCGGGAGAAGCAGUCAGAGGAUCAGCAGCUACACUUGUCCUGGGAUGACCCAGAGAGCGAGCAAGAGCUUGCAGUGGACCCGCAAUCAUCGAGAAGCACCAUCAAGGCUGAGAGGGAGGCGGAAGGGACCUCACAGGCGGGUAAGCCAGGGGAAGACAGACAAAACAAUAAAACUGGCAUUGUGAGAAUCGUAAAAAGAGCAGCGGAGGAAGGCAAAAAGAAGAAGAAGGACAAAAAGAAGAACAAAGAACCAAAGGAUCCAAACGCCACCAAAAAGCCUAAAACAGAUAGGAAAGGAAAGAAGAAAGACAGGCAGACAACAACUCUCCCACCCACCACAACAACAGUCCCAACAGAACCCCCCACUGAGCCCCCAGCUGAGCCCGACUACUACCCCGAUUCUGACAACGACUACUGGAAAUCAGACGACGACUACUGGGGGGUUGACACCACUCCAUCUCCAAGCACUGAGACCCCGUUUCCGUACUGGAGACCAGACGAAGGAGACCCGUCUGACCCCGUCACCGACGUCUACGAUGACUACUGGAAAUCUCUCGAGGAAGAGCCUUCGACUUCACCACCCAACAUCUACGAUGACUACUGGAAAUCUCUAGAGGAAGAGCCUUCGACUUCACCUCCCGACAUCUACGAUGCUUUCUGGGACGUCGAUGAGCAGGAACCGUACGCGUCUGUGACCGAUAACUAUGACACCUCCUUCCAGGAGGUGUACCCAACCCCCGGGGCUCCUGAUGUGGACGGGAAGACUGGGACAGACAGCGACGGCGAUUACUGGGAUGUAACAGUCGACCUUCCGGAUAAUCUACCAUUCCCUGACGGCGAAGAGGUCAGCCCUGAGAUCAUAGUGGAAGCUCUCCCAGAAGAGCCCACAACCGCUGCUCCCUUCGAGAGGAAUUGGUAUGACGAUUAUGAUGAAUACGGGAUGAGGAGGAAAGACUACGACACGGACGAUAAGUGGGUAGAGAGAGAAAGAGAACGAGCCAACAAAGAGAGGGAGAGGGAGGAGAGAGAACGAGCACAGAAACUGAAGGAGGCGGAGGAGCGGGCCAGGAACAGACCCCGCGUCUAUAAGGAGCCAAAGAAAUGUCCUCCUCUGGGGAUGGAGUCCCAUAAGAUCGAGUCAGACCAGCUCACAGCCUCUUCCAUGUCUCAGUACCGGUUCUCUCCUCCGAGGGCGCGCCUCAACAUGCAGGGCUCAGACGACGAGGACAGCAUGAGAGGCGGAGCGUGGUGCGCCAACUCAGAGGACAAGAUCCACUGGUUUGAGAUCGAUGCUCGCAGGGAGACCGAGUUCACCGGAGUUAUAACUCAAGGGCGAGACUCUCUGAACGAGAGCGACUACGUGACAUCCUAUUUCCUGGCUUUCAGCAACGACAGCAGAGAGUGGACCACCAUUCAUGAUGGAUACGCUGACUGGCUGUUCUUUGGAAACAGCGACAAAGACACGCCUGUGAUGAACCGGCUGGCCGAGCCGGUGCUGGCUCGCUACAUCCGAAUCAUCCCCCAGAGCUGGAACGGCUCCCUGUGCAUGAGGCUGGAGGUCCUCGGCUGCCCUCUGCCCGAUCCAGGCUAUGCCCUGCACAGACAGAAUGAGGUGACCCCCGUGGAUUACCUGGAGUUCAAAUACCACAGUUACUCAGAGAUGGUGGAACUCAUGAAGUCUGUGCAUGAGGAGUGCCCCAACGUCACCAAUGUUUACAGCCUGGGCCGCAGCUCUAAAGGACGGGAAAUCAUGGCCAUGGUCAUCUCCAGCGACCCCAUGGAGCAUGAAAUAGGUGAACCGGAGUUUCGCUUCACGGCCGGCCUGCAUGGCAAUGAGGCGGUGGGCAGAGAGCUGAUCCUGCUGCUCAUGCAGUACCUGUGCAAAGAAUACAAAGACAGGAACCCCAGAGCCCAGCGCCUGGUGGAGGGAAUGCGCAUCCACCUGGUGCCUUCACUCAACCCUGACGGGCACGAGAGAGCGUUUGAGGCGGGCUCAGAGCUGAGCAGCUGGACCACGGGACACUUUACAGAGGACGGCUUCGACAUCUUCCAGAACUUCCCUGACCUGAACAGCAUCCUGUGGGAUGCUGAGGAUAAGGGCAUGGUGCCAAAACUCACCCCCAACCAUCAUGUGCCCAUUCCAGACAGCUUUGAGUCUAAUACAUCGAUUGCCAUGGAAACCAGAGCUAUAAUCUCCUGGAUGAAAAGCUAUCCAUUUGUGUUGGGCGCAAACUUCCAAGGCGGAGAGACAAUCGUGGCCUAUCCUUAUGACGGUCUGCGUUUGAACAAGCCUGCCGAGAGCCAGCGGGCCCACAGCCGCAAGAAGAGACAGUAUGAGGAUGAAGGUUUUGAUGUGACCGAGUGGGGAAGGGGCUACCAGGAGGAGCCAGAGGAGGACUGGAGAAGUCGGGGAUAUGAACAGCCGGAGGAAGAAUGGCGGGGUCACGGAUACGACCCCGGCUACGACCGCGGCUACGACCACGACCACGGCUACGACCACGGCCACGGCUACGACCACGGCCACAGCCAGGGCUAUGGCCACAGGGAGGAAGAGGAAGACGACGGAGGGCGGGGGGCUGGGUAUCAGUACGCUGAGCCUGAAGACGAGCCCCGAGAGACUCCAGACGAGUCCCUUUUCAGGUGGCUGGCUGUGUCCUACGCCUCCACACACCUGACCAUGACCCACAACUACCACGGAUCCUGCCACGGAGACACGCCCUCAGGGGGGCACGGCAUGGUCAACCGGGCAAAGUGGAAGCCAGUCACCGGGAGUAUGAAUGACUUCAGCUACCUUCACACCAACUGCUACGAGCUAUCCAUCUUCCUGGGCUGUGAUAAGUUCCCCCAUCAGAGUGAGUUGGCUCAGGAGUGGGAGAAAAACAGAGAAGCAAUGCUCACCUUCAUGGAGCAGGUGCAUCGUGGCAUCAGAGGCAUCGUGAAAGACCAGCAGGGAAACGCUAUCGCAAACGCCACAAUAUCAGUAGAGGGGAUAAACCAUGAUGUCACCACAGCCCCAACAGGCGACUACUGGCGGCUGCUGAACCCGGGGGAGUACCGGGUGACGGCCAAGGCUGAAGGCUUCUCCUCCGAGACCAAACUCUGCGUGGUGGGUUACGAGCCCGGAGCGACCACCUGCAGCUUUAACCUGGCCAAGUCCAACUGGGAUCGCAUCAAACAGAUCAUGGCUCUCCACGGCAACAAGCCAAUCCGACUCAGCUACAGCAACUCCAGAGCGUACAACCCUUCAGGCGACGGCAACCACAGACCUGCCACCGGUGGCAACAACGGCUUCGCUUCAAACAACGCUUUAAGUCCUGAGCGCAGGAGGCUGCUCAGGAUCGCCCGCAUCCGCCGUCUUCGGAGGCAGAGGUUACUGAGGAUGAGGUCGACGACGGUGCCAACGACGACCACCACCACGACAACAGCAGCAGCGCCGGCGGCCCCGACGACAUCGUGGUACGACUCGUGGGCCGUAGGGGAGGCGGAGUCCAUCACGCCUGGCCUGGAUUAUAACUACGAGUACAAGAUCGACGACUAUUAGCCCAAAACCACACGGCUUGUUUGAGUAAACAGCCGCGGGUUUGUAAUUGUAGCCCUUGUGAUCAAGUCCAGUCUCUUUCAUUACAGAAGCAGUGAGAAUGUACAUGUAACUAUGCCGAUAAAGAGUCUCUGUUACGCCAGAAAACUAAAACAUGUUUAUAGAAAGAUGCGUCCAGUUCUACGUCCACGUUGUUUGUUGCUGUUUCCGAGUGUACGCUUGAUGAAAAGAUGUUUAUUGUUGACACACAUUAAAAACAAAAAAACAGGUGAAUUA